UGCUAUGGUGGAAGUUACGAGUGUCGUAAAUAAUAAUUUAUCUAUAUCAAUAUUUUCCAUUCUUGUGUCUCCAAGUGCCAAAGUAUUUAAACUGCAGUGACUAUUUGAUUUUUCCUCGUGCCCUCUUCACGUUGCGAUGUCAUUUCAGUCGAAAUCAUGUAACUGAACUCGAGUGUCGUACGUAAAACUAUCCUCAGGAAGAACUGGAAUUAGACUAUUCUCUGAUAAUGGAAUGGCACUUUAACACAAGAUGACCGACCAUCACUUGAUCUUAUUUGGGUGCUUGUGCGUCAAUUUCUGCUCUCUUUUUCCAUGUGUUGAGAGUCUUUCAUCAUCAGCCAUGGUGGUGACGGUGCAAUGAAUUUUUAUCGAGCUCUGAUUCCUUGUGCUGUGGAACGAAGUGAUGAGCAUAUGACUCAGAGAAUGGGAGUCACAGUCUCCUCCUCGUCCUGCGAUAUUCCAUCUAAUUAUGGACCGGGUAUUACUUGCUCCAAUACCUCAGAACGCUUGGCAGGCCCCGUUCGGGAGAGGAAAAAGCUAAAAAUGGCAGGAUUUGCAACGUUACGAAAAAAGUUCAUUCGUCGCCGAAGAUCCUCAAAAGCUUGUGAUCACAGCCGAGUCAUCCGCGAUUUAAUUUCAGAUUGGACCCGGCUCGAAGUUAUUGCUCUAAUUGAAGAGUAUGAGGCUUUGGCAGCUCUUAAAGAUCUCUCAAUGCAAGCAGAACUGGCUCGACCCCCUGCUGCAACAUUUAAACAGGACUUAUCCAUGCUUUAUGAUUAUAAAUAUUGUACAGAUAUUGAUUUGAUUUACCAGGGAGUUUGUUUCCCUGUUCAUCGAGCCAUUUUGUCUGCUAGAUGCCCCUAUUUUCGAGAUCUUCUUGUGGAAUGUCCUGGAUAUGAAGCACGCAUACGUUUAGAUCUACGCACACCCGGAAUAGAUGUUGAAAUGUUCUCCGCUCUCUUAAGGUACCUGUAUACUGGGGACCUUAUACCCACAGAUGGAGACCGAGAUUUAGUAUUCCUACAAAGACUAAGGGAUGAACUUGGAACUCCUAAUUCCCUAGAAAAUGAUCUGAGGUAUCUUUUGGAAACUGGUGACUACGCUGAUGCAGCUCUAGUUUUUACAUCUGAUAAUUCAGAUUUUCAUAGGCCUGACUCUGGAAGCUCUGAAUAUGGGUUCCGACCUAAACUAGAAUUUCCGUGUCACAAAGCUAUUCUAAGUGCUCGGUCACCAUUUUUUAGGAACUUAAUUCAACGAAGGACAAGAUCUGGCGAAGAACGAACUGAAAGAGCGCUACACAUACCCACUCGAAUUGUUCUGGAUAAGAGCGUGAUUCCAAAGCGUUAUGCCCGUGUGUUACUACAUGCAAUUUACUUGGACACCGUAGAUCUUUCUUUGAUUCGUUGUGGUUCUAACUGUGAUACCAGUGCAAGAAGUUUACACGAGGUUGAAGCUUUGACGCAUACGGGCCGUACUAGGCCAAGUCCAUUAGAAGAGGCCAUGGAGUUGUAUCAGAUAGGUAGAUUUCUUGAUUUGGACAUUGUGGCACAAGGCUGUGAAGAUCUGAUUCUUGAAUGGCUUACUAUUCAUUCUUUACCAGGAGUAUUAAGGUGGAGUUCUCAACCUCAUGGCUCAGCAUGGGUUUAUAGGCAAGCUAAGCACUUUUUACGGGAAGAAUUCUCUCAAAUCUCAAAUAGUCCUGUCUUGCAUCAAUUAGAAAAAUCUCAUCUUAUUGAUGUUUUGCAGUCUGAUUUUCUUCAAGCAAGUGAGCUUGAAGUUCUAGAAGCUGUACUCAAAUGGGGUGAGCAACAGCUGGUACGGCGGAUGGAGGAUAGAGAACCAAAUUUAGUUAGUCAAACAGCUCAUUCUGUAAGUCGGAAAGGAAUAAAGAAGCGGGAUCUCAAUGAUGUCGAGUUGCGGGAAAUUCUCUCAGAGCUUUUACCGCAUGUUAGAAUGGAUCAUGUGAUACCUACUAAUAGUGAAAUACUCAAUCAAGCCAUCAGACGUGGUCUUGUUAGUACACCCCCUAGCCACAUGAUCGGAAAUGAUGAAAGUGAAAGUUUGCCCAGAGUCAAUGCUUGGGUGCGAACAACAACUAAUGCUAAUGGGCUAUUUGUCCGACCUCGCCUUUUUAUGCCGUAUUAUGAAGAGUUAAAGGCUCUGGUCGAAGAUCAUGUAAUUCAAGAGAUGGAACCUAUCAUUAUGCGUCAGCGAUCAAGGCACAUAGCUGAUAUACCAGACACACUAUACAUGGUUGAAGAUAAGCCUCGCUCAGAUUUUCACAAUCCCUCUAUUGCCUCCAUUCCUGUACCUGAUGAAGCAACGAUGCAUGCAAUGGUGAAACGUGAACAUAAGUUGCGAUCUUCCCCUAGCUGCCAGCGUGCAAUAACACUGCCUUUAUCCUCCAGGCAUGAAAUUAACUUGCAAAUCCGUCUUCGUGUUGUGCGUGAAUUUAAUCUCCCGGAUAUUGUUGCUGAUUUGCUUGAGAAUGCUGAAUGUUACUUUAGUGCAGAAGACGAUAUUGUAGGUAGAGAAGAUGAGACUGUUGGUGAGGAGACAUUACCAGUUUCGCAAGUAACGAAUGUGAGGCGGUAUCGUACCCCACCCCGAGCUUACCUCUUACCACCUAAAGUCAUGACGUUCCCGCGACAACUUCAUCUUCAUCACCCUCACGCCGCAGCUUACACUUCUCCUGGAAGUAUGAACGAGGGUUAUUUACGACGACGAAGAAAUGCUUUAACUCCUGAAUCGCAUUAUUUGCGUGAUGCUCAUUUAUCAGAUAAUAUGCCGGACGUUGCAAUGGCCACUGCCUCCGCCUCCUUAAGUCAAUUAACUCUCCAAGAUAAUUCACCGGCAGGAGCUGGUGAACUAGAAUUAGAUUUAGGUGAUGGAACAGUCCCUUUGUUAAGGCAUCGUCAGUACUCUCCCCCGCAACGGUUCUUUAUAUAGCAUCAAAACCGGCUCUGACGUCAACUCAUGUGAGCCGUAACUAUUUUUCUUGUUUUGUGUUCAAAACAAUUUUUUGCAUGUGAAUCUGCCUUUAGAAAUUUGCAGAUUCACGUGUAGCAACUUUUAGAAAAUUCUUUUUUUAUAUUGUGGAAAUCUAAGUUUUUGAAGCUGGGUGAAUUGCACCCUUUAAGUUUGAUGCGCAUUGGAAAAGGGGCAAACAAAUUUUCUAGCAGAGAAGGAAUGGAGGGUCCAAAUCAAUAAUUUAUCGCAGAAAAUGUUGUCGAUUUUUAGGGAAGAAAAAGUGACUAAAGGUACCAGAAAGGUUCAAAGACAGAAUUUUUGAGUGAGAAUAUCCUCAGAUCUUUUUAAGUUUAUAACUGACUUCAAUGCCGGAAAUUACCUUGAAAAUAAUCGCCGCAAAGCGAUGCAUUAGUCCUGAUCUUUGCUUUUGCGAGGUAAUAAAGAGAGAUUGGUUGUAAAAUGUCUCAUUUUUCAGAUAUCUCUGUAUUUUUGUUCAUUCACAUGCUCUGGUCCUUUGAAUAAUAAGUGGUGUUUGAUCUUGGGGGAAAAUGCACUUGAAAUUGGACAAAUUCAACCAAAAUCAACCUAACUGCUUUUUAUGUUAACUAAUUUCUUCUUGUAUUGCUUUGAUUUUUCACAAAAUAUAAAGCAACAUAAUGCCUUAAAACUUCUUGAAUUUUCCUCAGAUUUAAAGAGUGAAUUCAAAAAAUUUCAAGGCAGAAUGUUGGUGAGUUUUCUUCAUGAAAAUAAAACGUAAGAGGGAAUUUAGGGACGUUCAUUGCCCUCAGGUUGAUUCUGGUUGAUGCUAACUUACUCAUCUUCAUGUUUUUUCAACAAAUUUGUAUUGCAUUAAUUUGUAUGGGACUCAUUUGAUUCACACAUUUUUCCUUUUUUACUCUCUACUUUUAGAGAAAACUAUCCGAACAGUAUAAAUGAUGAAAUUAUAAAAAAAUUAGUAGGUACUAAAAGUGUAUAAAAAACGACGUUGAACCGAAUAAUUGUUUUCCUCUUGUGAAUCAUUUAACAGAAUUUUUAAAAUGUAAAGACAGUUGGAAAGAGUGAUCAUUCAAUUUUUCCCAGUGUCUCAUGCUAAAACCUUUAUUUUAUCAUUUUCAGCCCCUAUUUAGCAUCAUAAAUAUAACUUACUCUUAAUUUUUAAUUCAUUUCAGCAGAUUCUCUCAGCCAGCAUCUGAUUUUAAGAUAAGCAGAUUCUAAAUUCAAAAUAGUUUCAAGUUUGAUUACAGUAUUAGUCGAUUUGCUUCUCAAUAAAGGAAUACUCAGAAACGGGUAUCUCUGAUUUUACUGCAGAAUAGUUUCAAGUUCGAUUACAGUAUUAGUCGAUUUCCUUCUCAAUAAAGAAAUACUCAGAAACGGCUAUCUCUGAUUUUACUGCAGUUAGCAUCAAAUCAUAGUUCAAGUGUAGCUGUCUGAUAGGUUCCUAACAAUUACGGUGAUACAGCGGCUAUAAGCCUUGAAAAUGUAUCCAAAAAUGUUCUAUUGAUCAUUAUCCCCCAAGGAACAAUGAAGUCAGCCACUAGUUCACGUCAACUAGUGUGGUGACAUAGGCAGUACUUGCUUUGCAUCCAGGAGGCUGUGGGUUCAUGUAGUUUUUCCUGUAGACCCGGCUCUUCCCUCAGAAUAGAGCUCUUUUUUUUUCAUACGAUAUGAGGGACCAUCAAUUUAACAAACAUAGAUAGCAAGUCCUGGCGCAUGGGUUUCUCUUCCGAAAGAUGAAGUGCGACUUCCUGGAUAAAAUUUGUCGUUCAUGAAGUUGAUAAAUUUGUAUUUUUGACUACUUUCAGCAGAAAAGUGGCACUCUAUUCUCAUGGUGAAAAAAGUGGGUGUUCUUAUGCCUUUUAUUAUUAUCUGUUGAAAUCGUGGUAUGAAGUUCACUUUAUGCAAUGAGCAUAUUGAAUCUGAGGAAAGGAAGUCAAGAGAAAAAUAGUUUUUUUUUAAUCUAUAAAUAUGAAAAUAUUUUUAGACUAUUUUUUGAAGGGUUUUAGGGCUGGGUUGCAAAAACUUCUAAUCAACAGUCAAUGAGCUGUACUUGAGCCAUUUUUCCCCACAAGCUGCAUCAAAAUCAGGGACAGCCUCCUCUAAGCCUUCCCUUUUAAUCUAAUUACUCAACUAUUCAUGUGUUUGCUAUAUCUUAAGAAAACACAUUUUAAUUUACCCAGUAGCUCAUCCUCAGAAGCUCCAACCUCCUAUCUUCAGCGAUCUGUUGCCAAGUAUGAGGCUUUAUGCCAUGUAAUAGCUUGAAAUGUAUUGGUCCAUUUAAAGGUAAAAGAUAAAAUAAUAUGCUAGCGAGUUUUAACCAACCAAUGGUAACCUGUUAGGUUAGGAUGUGCAUUUUCAAUCAAUGAAAUUUGAUUUGCUUGCUGUCAUGACUUUCAUUUUUAUCUAUAUUUUUUCAAUUCAGCAGUAUUCAAUAUGUAUCAAUCUUAUCAGUGUACCCUUUUACACAAAAAAGUUCUGCUUUACUCGACUUGAAAGAGAGCUUUUAAUUCAUCAUCCUCUUAGUAAUUGUAAUUAGUCUCACAUACUCUCAUUAGAAAGCAUCGAGAAGUAAAGAGACAAUCUUAAAUUCCUAAUGUAUCGAAUGGUGAUCAAGUGAACUCUUUUUUGCAAAAAAAGAAUAAACUCAAUCUACUUUGGAAUUAUUGUGUCAGAAGAUCUCUUUUGCAUUAAAGAGCUCAGUUCUCUUGAAUAAUUAGCUCAGUAGAGAUUUUAUUACUUGUUUUCAUGCCUUUGUACAUAAGUGUGACCUUGUUUGUAAAUAUGCGCUCGGGCAAUGUUGUGUAAAUUGACUAGUCGACUAGCUCUUAAGUGUUAAGUGUUACUAAAUCGUGAUAAAAAUGUUUAUACAUAUUUUCUUUUCUCAUGUUUGACUCAAAAAUCUUAUUAUUUUUUCUCUCUCUAAGUGAGAUGUUCAACCAAAAUACAUUUUUUUCAAGUGCUUUGUAAAGGGACUUGAUGAGGAAAGCAGAUUGAAACCAGCCCUUCAAAAGUAGAGCUUCAUUUUUUUCUGUAUAAGUUUUGGAAUUAUCACAAAGAAACUUUCUCAAGAUUUUGCUAUGACUGAAUAAAUUAUUUGCUUAAGUUAAAUGAAUAGAAAAAUCCAAUGAUGACAUUGCUGCAAGGAGCCUGAAAGCACAUAGUGCAAAAUGUCAAUGUGAGAAUACUCCUCGAGCCUGUUUCCCUCUAUAUGUCAGCUGAAAGGUGUCUAAAUGUCAUGAGGUAGUGUAAGAAGACAGUUCAGUUUAUGAGAUACUGUCACACUGUGUUCUUUAAAUAUUAUGUUGGAGCAGAAAAAAUCUUAGACUUGGUCGAUCUGAAUUGCUAUUUGAACAGCUCAUUAUCCUUUCAUUAAAAUACAGUCCAGAUUGGGUUUUUAUUUUUUUAAUGCAGCUCAAGACAUCAUGAGCAAAAUACCAAGAAAAACGUUAUUCUUAAAUGUGUGACUUAAAUAGACUGAAAGAGAUUUAUUUGUAGAAGAGUUCAAAUUGUCUAGGUAGCAGGGGUGGUUAGUAAGGUCUUGAAUAGUGGCUUUUAUCUAGUGCGGCCUGUCGCCCUUGUCCUCUCAAUUUUUCAGUUGGACCAAGCUCAAUAGCAAAGUAUUGCACGCAAAUUUUCUUUUCAAAACUCCCGACCGAGAACUGACAGCUUAUGUUUGCUCUAAAUAUUCAUGUGUAAGGGUCAAGAGGUCAAAAAAAUUAAGAAUCGAUCUCUCAACUAAAUGUCAGCUUAGCACAGCUUUCAUCUAGAGUUUCUCAUUCCUAUUUGCAAAUAUGACGGUCAUAUUUUAUCCCUACACACAUAUGUGCCAAACAUUGAACCUCAAUCGAUAGCUCAGCCAGAGAUCCUAUGAGCUAAUUAUUGAUUGUCAGAAGCAGGACGAUGAGACAUCAAAAUGCUACGUAUUAUGCAUGGUUAAGACAGGGCUAUGUCCAGUCUUGUCUAAUCUUGUUAUGCUGAUAUACUUUCAAUAAUGGGGCCCCAGUUCAGUAAAUAGUACUGCAAGGUAGGGCUUUAUGGAUGGAGGUCACUCGGUAAAGGAGCAAUGAAGUUUAACAAAUUUUUUAGCAGUAAACACUCUAGUCAGGCAGAGCAAAAACAUUUCAAAGGCUCUGUUUAAUGGACUGAAGCUCUCUAAAUCAGUUUUAGAUGCUCCUCUUGAGUCUUAUCAUAAUCAGUGUGUACGACAGAAACAACCAAUUUUGAACGAUGAAUCCAUCACUUGAAAGAGGAAUCAAAUUUUUAUCAGACGUUCAAAUCUCUGAUAAAGUUCACUCUCUUCAUGUGAUCUUGGCUGCAAGGCAUAAUAAUUUCUAAGCAUAGCUCAGAAAUUCUCAGUCAUAACUUUAAAGGGACUUGACUUCAAAUUCAUCUUUGUAUUUUUUCAGUAGGUGGUUCUUCGAAUUAUUUGUUUCAAUUACUGUUAUUUUUAUGACAAUUUGGUGUCAAGAGGGUUCAGUUUACCGUCGAAAUUUUUAUUCCUUGUAUAUCUGGUCAGCCAUGAACUUCUUGAUCGAAUGCUUUUAUCUUUUAUCAAAGACCUCUGAGUUAUUUUAAAUCUGUAAGUCAGUGUGGAUUAGUAUGAUUGGAGUGUGUAAAGUUUGAAAUCUGAAUUGAUAUGUAGAAUGAAGUACUGAAUCAAUGAGCCAUCUGAGGGCUUUUCUCCUGUACAGCUCCAAAGUAUAUGGAAGAAAAUCAAGCAUUCAAAGCUUGUUAGGAAGCUUAAAAUUUUCUCUCCAAUAAAGUUAUGUUGUAUAGGAGGAAUGAAGAGGGGAACCAUAAUACCGAUACAAUGCCAUCUUUUUGGCUUCAAUCAAGGAUCUUAAGUAUUUGUAAGGUUGCAUUGACUAAGAGCCCUCAGAUUAUUUCUCUAUAAUCAAAGUUAACACGACUUCAAAUUGUAAUGAGGUGCGCCUUAGUGAAAUAUUUAAAUCCCUGCCUACAUGUAUCUUGUGAAAAUGAGUUCCCUUUGAAGCUAGCUUUCUUGUGUAUGUAGCAUUAUCUAUUGUAUAAUUAUUUAUGAGUGGCUCUGAGAAAAAGUAUCUUAUCCUUCAGAAGAAAUUGUUUGAAAAGGUGCAAAUAACAGAAGAAUAAUCAUGUUAAUGUUAAAACUUACAAUAAAUACUAACAGUGGUCCAAUGUUGGAGUAACACUGUGGCUUCCUCAUUUUACCGAAUGUGCAAUAUUUUGAAUCAACAAACUUGCAAAUUACUAUUUAAACAUUUGAACUAUUUCGAGUUAGCACCAUGGGCAUUCAAUACAUCAGAAAAACAAUAUUUUCAACAAUUGAAAGGACAGCUAAGUCGGCAUCUUUUUUGUCUGUGUCAAAUUUGUGAUGAUAUAUGCUCUCUGGUUUUUUUCUAGAAUAUGUGAGUGCCUUAUCAAUUCAAUUUUUCUUUGUAAAAAACCGGUAAGCAUUUUCAGUCCUUUGGCUGUAACACAUAUGGGCCUUGUUCGGCCAAGAAAAUCAUGUGACUUUUUCCAACAAAUAGAGGCAUGGACUUUAUUCAGAAGCUUAUUUUCCCUUGCCAAAAUUUAUAGUCCACAAAAAGUAAUCCAGUAAGCAAAAAUUUGAUUUCAAGUUCGUUUUUCACCUUGAGUCUCAUGGAGGAUUGAAAAUUUCAAACAUAUUAUUCCUCCAUUCCAAGUCCUAGUAAUUUUUUACAACUGUCACAAAUCUUGUGCCAAAAAUUUGUCCAAUGUCCACUACUUUACAGAUUACCAAUAACUCUAAUUCCAAGAUUUCCAAGACAAGAUUGCUUUUUUAAGAGCCUGACACAAAUUAGACAAAAUCGAUGAAAAGAACCAAACUGAGACUACAAAUACUCAAACUUCAUAUGUAGUUAUGCUCAUAAUGUUAGAUCUUUCAUGACCAAUUGUUAAAACGUCAUUUAUUUUUUUCUGACAGUGCUUAUUACAGAACUUUUACGCUCAAGUCCUUGAAGAAAGUAAUGAGAAAUCACUAACGCUAUCAAGGUAGGAUUUCACUCCAUAAACUUGGUUUUGCAAAUCCAGUAAUUGAUUGACUUAUUUUGUUUGUUUGCUUUAAUUAUAGCACUAACAACUUAAGUAGAUACUUACAGAAAGAAAAUAAUUUUCUCUAUGUCGGAAUCAAAGCAAAUUAAUCAUAAUCUUUUUCUCUGUAUUCAAAUUACUUUCUUCUCCCCAUCCAAAAACAAGAAAUAAUCACUGUUGAAUCAGUAGACAUACAUUGUACUUGAGAAUUUAUCUCUCAUGUGUAGCUUACUUACUGCAAAUAUCCUUAUUGUCUCUUACCACGAGGGAUUCGUUUUAAUGUGAAAUAAUAAUGAUCCUACUUGUCGUUUUAUUUUAUUUAAAUUAAGACCUGCUAUUAUAGCCUUGCCAGCAAUCGAGUUGCCAUCGGUCAUGUGUUCAAUUCUUCAAAUUUCAUUUACUUGCAGCCCAUCUUAUGAAUUAUAAAUUGCAUCUGUGAGGCUGUUUAAAAAGAAAUCAAUUUUUUGCAAUUUUUGGCGGAAUAUUGGCAUACAUCAUUUUGAAUGCCCCAUAAAGUUUGAUCAUGCUGUGAUAAAAAAAAACAACUAAUUAACGUAUGAAAGCAACCAAUCGUUGUAAUUUAUACACCUCAAAAUUUUCAUUCUUAGGCCUCGUCUGUAUAAGCGCAGUUAAGGCGAAUCAGUUCCUCAAAUUGGGGUGUUAGAGGAACAAGUUAUAGGUAAGUCAUCCAAGUUCCUGGAACAAGUUCACCCAAAGUACCUCGAACCUCGCUCAUGUGAAAAAGGCUUACUUUAUUUUGAGUAGUUAUUUCCAAGAAUUUGUCAUAAUCCUAAAGCAUAGUUUAGUUAAAUGAAUUGUCUUUAGUCUACUUAUUUGAUGGUUUAAAUUCCUUUUGGAGCUUCAAGGUGAGAGUGUAGUACCUAUGCAAAGCAAAUGUAAUUUUUUACGGAGUUCACUGUGGUGAUCUUUCUAGUUUAAAAUUUUUAUAUACAUGGUUAUUCUCACAAGAUGGAUUACUUUUAAAUUAAUUUUCUGAUUCCAGUGAUGUACAAAAACUAUUGAGAUGGGGCAUUCACUAAAAUAUGGACAAACUUCAUUGAAAACUCUUAGUUCCUCUUGUAACAAGGAAACUGACUGUUAGUCAAAGUCCAAAGUAUUUUCAUCAGCAGGAAUACUCAGCUUCUAAUUUAGUUAGUCCGUGAAGAUAAUUUCGCUGGAAACCCCAUAUUUUCCAGAGACAAAAAUUUGGUUUCUUUUCAACUGCCGGUCUAUGUUUGUGCAUGUAUGUAGGUAAAUAGGGUUAUACAGUUACGCUAUUGUCACUGCAAUGAGAAUUUAACUAUUCUCUCUUUUCUCAAAAAAAGUGUAUGUAAUUAAUCUACUGUAAUACAGAAUGUGCAAAUAAAUUCUGGCUAUUAUAUUGACUUCAAAAA
This is a messenger RNA of Bemisia tabaci, 10394 nucleotides long. NCBI's taxonomy places the organism in Eukaryota, Metazoa, Arthropoda, Insecta, Hemiptera, Aleyrodidae. The record is from RefSeq and is a predicted model, not a curated record.